AUGAAGCCUAUGAACAGAACUGUGCUGGCUACGAAAGACUACAGUAAGGCUUACGACACAGUCUGGAGAGAUGGCCUCCUCUGGAAGAUGCAAAAGAAAGGACUCUCGAAGACCUUGAUCCGCUGGACCCAAGGAUGGCUCAGCAACCGGCAGGCGUUUGUCACCUUCGGAGACAGCAAGAGCGAAAAGACGCUCCUCAGACAAGGAGUUCCUCAAGGAUCCGUCAUUGCACCCCUGUUGUUCCUCGUCUACAUCGACGAUCUCGCCGAAGUGACUCCGGAUGACGUGACGGCCAGUCUGUUCGCCGACGAUGUUGCAGUAUAUGCCUCACGCACCUCCCUUCGCCAAGCAGAAUCAGCAGUCCAGCGAGCUGUAAACAAGAUUGCCGAGUGGAGCCUCACCUGGAAGCUCACGAUCUCACUGGGAAAGUGCGAAAGCUCUUUCUUUACUACCAACACAAAGGAAGCCAGAUGGAUCCCUAACAUCACCAUUGGAGACACCACGAUUAAGACAGCCCAGAACCCCCUGUUCCUUGGUCUCCACUAUGAUAGACAGAUGACCUUCACAGCGCACACCGAACAUGUGACGAAGAAAGUCCAGAAGCGAUCGCGAGUCCUCCUCUACCUGGCAGGCACAGACUGGGGACACUCCAAGCGACUUCUCAGAGACACCUAUACAGCGACUUCCCGCUCUCUGGUGGAGUACGCGGGAGCAGUCUGGCACCCCUGGAUGUCAAGCACGAACCUUGAGAGGCUUGAGGCAGCCCAAAGGUUCGCAGGCAGAGCAGUGACCGGGCAGUUGAAGACGACGCCGAACGAAGCGGUCCUCCUUGACGCCGGCUUGCCCACAAUCAAGGAAAGGUGCAAGUUCAUCGCAAUCAAUGCUCUUGAGAAAUCGAUGCGACUCGACCCGAGCAACCCCAGACGCCAGAUUGCAGAGAAGCCACAACACCGGCAAGGUUGCAACCCUGAACCCUUCCCGGAUCCCGUAGCGCCAUGGACUAAACUCUCUAACUGCGCCUUCACCUACACGAACGUAGAGAAACGACAGGACAAUGAGACGAAAAAGAAGGCAGGAGAAGAAGCAAUCAAUCUAAACCAUGACACCUACAAGCUCAAUAUUUACACUGAUGGCUCAGCCCAAGACAGCAACAAGAACGGAGGAGCAGGAGUAGUGAUAGUCCCCUCAGACCCAGAAGAGGAAACAACGAUGCUGAGUCACCCCGCUGGCAAACUCACCUCCAGUUUCCAAGCCGAACUGACGGCCAUCAAUCAUGCUCUAAAACACGUAGCCUCCAACGACCACCAUGACUGCCAGAUCCGCAUCAUCACCGGCUCGAAAUCGGCACUUCAACGCUGUGAGAGCAUCACGAGUGACCCGCGUCCCAACUCAUGGCUGGAGAGAGAGGUCCUUGACUCCCUCAUGACCCUCGGCGAGCGACAAGUCGGUAUCGUCUUCCUGUGGUGCCCUAGCCACUGUGGCCUAUGGGGAAAUGAAGAAGCUGACAGAUGCGCAGCAGAAGGUAGCGCUAUGUCGCAAGACAACAUCCCCUGGACUUAUCACUCAGCACAAGCGAAAAUAAGAAGAAACAUAAAGAACACCAGUGUGGAACACCCAAGAUGCAAGAGAGUGUACUGUGACAGCAACUCAGUCCCUAAGUUCCCAUUAGAUGAGGACCUGACACGACGGGAACAGGUUACUCUGAGCCGCCUUCGCAGUGGUCACCACACAGAGAUACGUUACUGGCGUAUAAAGAUCAAUGAUGAAACUGAAUCCGAAUGCAGAUUUUGCGGGCUAGCCGAAGAAACGAUGGAACACAUAAUGGAAGAUUGCCCUGCCAUGAGGAACCACUACCCAGAAGAUUGGAACCUACACAAGAUGACCACCAUCCCAAGAAAAGCCCUGGAAAUAUGGCAACGCUUCCUGGACAAGAUAAACCCACCGAUUUCGGACAGAAACGACGACGACUAG
Molecule: messenger RNA, 1971 nt
Organism: Symsagittifera roscoffensis
Lineage: Eukaryota; Metazoa; Xenacoelomorpha; Acoela; Convolutidae
Exons: 2
Coding region: 1-1971 (656 amino acids)
Molecular function (GO): nucleic acid binding; RNA-DNA hybrid ribonuclease activity
Source: RefSeq, a predicted model, not a curated record